AUCAAAAUAGUAGUUUGAAGGAAAAUAUCCUGGGUCAGUUUUCACAGAAAUUAAACUCGUGUGGAGUAUGUAACGAUCUCACCCCCUGAGCCUUUCCGUAAAACACUCAAAUCUUUUUGAACAUGCGCUCGUAUACAGUCAAUGACUUUACCGGAAACCAGGUAACUUCAUUCUAACACCACAUUUGACAUUGCUAUUUUGGUCUUUUAAAUGGUACAGUAGACGAGUUGGCAAUAGAGGUCCUACGCUGCUUAAUUUCAAUUUCACCCCAAGUUAAAGAUUCAAGUAGAGCAUUCUCCGAAUACAAUAGACCUGAAAACUAGUAAACGAAAAAAUUGAUGACCCAACAAGUUUAAUUCUCCAAGUGAUUACGUAAACCAGGUAAUUGCUGGUUAAUCAUUACACAAGUUAACAGAUUUUUAAACUUGCACAACUUCGACAAAUAACAUGCUGCUGCCUGUGAAAGAAUGAUCGGAACCCUUGAGUGUGUGCUGUGGAGUGUCCUUUCCCAGUUGGGAGUGAAGACGCUGAGAGUUGCUGCUAGUGUUUUGAGGUGACAUCACGUUGUUUCUUUCUAACCGCACAGCAAACAAGCGGGAUGUCUCUCUCUGGCACACGUCAAGGGCAAGGCAGCUCACUUCCACCAGGCGCCGAGUGCGUCACUCCACCGCGUCACGUGACAGCCGCCGCGUCAUCCCCAUUCACAAAAGUCCUUCAUAAAAAGGCGGUUCGGAGCUAGAGGCGCCAGAGCAAGGGGGAAAGCAAGCAGUUGCAGCAUUGGGAUUGUCACAAAACUCGAGGAACGGCGGAGCUGGCUUCUUGAGUAUCAACUGUCCACAUCAGCAAUUAUGGUCAUGAUGGAAAUCUCUAGUGUUAGUAAUGAAACUCUUGGGCAGCUUCUGAAGGAAGAUUCCUCGAAAUGUUUGUUGCUGGACUGCCGAUCCUUCUUCGCCUUCAACGCUUCGCAUAUCGUGAAUUCGCUUAACGUCCGAUUUAGCACCAUAGUUAAACGAAGGGCGAAAGGGACAAUGGGGCUUGAACACAUCGUUCCAAAUGAAGAGUCCCGCAAGAAUUUAGUAUCUGGUCUUUAUUCUGUAGUUGUUGUGUUUGAUGAAAGGACUUUCGAGUUUGAUUUACUCAAAAAGGACAGCACUGUACUCCUGGCAGUUAAUACGUUGUGCCGAGAAUCCUAUGGGGCAAGGAUUGUUUUUCUCCGAGGUGGCUACGAUGCGUUUUCCUCGGAAUAUCCAGAGUUUUGCACAAAACCUUCGCCUCCGUCGGGAUUAUCUUUACCUCUCAGUACCAGCAGCAACCCCAACAGUGCAGAGUCGAGUUGCAGUUCCUGCGAGACUCCCUUAUAUGAUCAGGGCGGGCCUGUCGAAAUCCUCCCUUUCCUCUACCUCGGAAGUGCCUAUCAUGCGUCAAGAAAGGACAUGUUGGAUGCCUUGGGAAUCACAGCUCUCAUCAAUGUCUCUGCCAAUUGUCCGAACCAUUUUGAGGAGCAUUAUCAAUACAAGUGCAUUCCUGUGGAGGACAGUCACAAAGCGGACAUCAGCUCCUGGUUCAUUGAGGCCAUUGAAUUCAUAGACUCUGUGAAGAAUACUGGCGGCAGGGUAUUUGUACACUGCCAAGCUGGCAUCUCUCGAUCCGCCACCAUUUGCCUGGCUUAUCUCAUGAGGGCGAACCGGGUGAAGUUGGACGAAGCGUUUGAGUUCGUGAAACAGCGCAGGAGUGUCAUUUCCCCCAAUUUCAGCUUCAUGGGACAGCUCUUACAGUUUGAGUCUCAGGUUUUGACCCCUUCGUGCGCUACCGAGGCAGCCAGUCCUUCAAAUAACCCCCCGGGCGCUUCCACACGAUUUGUCUUCAACUUUCCUGUCUCCAUGCCUGUCCGUCCGGCGGCCAAUUCCCUCAACUUUCUGCAGAGUCCAAUCACGACGUCUCCAACUUACUGACACGGAACAUACUGAUUUUGAGACUAAACCAAGUACAAUAAGCUGAAAGGUUGUGUUCACAUUUUGUUUUUCAAUGUACAGAAACCUAUUCUUGAUUUUUAAAGAACGCAAUACCUCAACCAGACCCUUGCACUGUGUCACAUUCUGAAAACUGUCUGGAGAGGAUGCAACUGGCGUUUUAGCACUUUUUUUAUAUACAUUUCUUAAAAUAUUUGACGGAACUGUAAGUGGUAACAGUUUAUACUGACUGUCGGUUUGAUAAUUUAUACAAUUAUUUAUUUACGUAUUGACUAUUUUGUACGAAUCCAAUAAACUUUUUUUAAUAUAA
Messenger RNA from Stegostoma tigrinum, 2280 nucleotides. It is a transcript of the gene dusp1, whose product is annotated as dual specificity phosphatase 1. Gene Ontology annotation, biological process: endoderm formation; protein dephosphorylation; negative regulation of p38MAPK cascade. Gene Ontology annotation, cellular component: nucleus; cytoplasm. NCBI's taxonomy places the organism in Eukaryota, Metazoa, Chordata, Chondrichthyes, Orectolobiformes, Stegostomatidae. The transcript has 4 exons. The record is from RefSeq and is a predicted model, not a curated record. Gene Ontology annotation, molecular function: MAP kinase tyrosine/serine/threonine phosphatase activity; protein tyrosine/threonine phosphatase activity. The coding region runs from base 849 to 1952 and encodes 367 amino acids.